Ilyonectria robusta is the source of this 510-nucleotide messenger RNA. RefSeq lists its product as uncharacterized. The record is from RefSeq and is a predicted model, not a curated record. The transcript has a single exon. Lineage: Eukaryota; Fungi; Ascomycota; Sordariomycetes; Hypocreales; Nectriaceae. The annotation marks the transcript as partial. Gene Ontology annotation, molecular function: dioxygenase activity.
AUAAGCUUCGGACUACCUGCCGGUUCUGUCAUGGGUACCGAGAAUUUGCCCUCAUGGUGGGAUACCCCCAAACGCCAAACGAUUGAAGACUUCAAAGCGAGUUGUUACGACCUAAGUAUCGCCAUCAUGUCAUGUUUUGCUGUCAAGUUAGGUUUGGGCAAUUCUCACUUCGCAGAUGUUCACCAACACAAGGACCCUGGGAAUGUCUUGAAGUUUAUCAAAUAUCCUCGGUUUGAGCAGCAGCCUGAAGGUGUGCCCCGGUUAUCUGAGCAUACAGAUUGGGGCAGUAUCACCUUUGUCUUCACCGAACAGCCGGGGCUAGAAAUCCGUGACCCGUCAAACGAGUGGUUCGAGAUCCCGGCUGUCCCUGGUGGCGUAGUCGUGAAUAUCGGAGAUGCUUUGUCGCUGUGGUCGAAAAAGUCUUUGAAGUCGACCAUGCACAGGAUCAGUUGGAAGAAUCUUGACGUGUCCAAUGAUCGACUCAGCGUUGUGUACUUUACUCACCCAAAC